Molecule: messenger RNA, 5454 nt
Organism: Ochlerotatus camptorhynchus
Lineage: Eukaryota; Metazoa; Arthropoda; Insecta; Diptera; Culicidae
Gene: dlt
Product: codanin-1 like protein dlt
Exons: 13
Coding region: 376-5211 (1611 amino acids)
Biological process (GO): chromatin organization
Cellular component (GO): nucleus
Source: RefSeq, a predicted model, not a curated record
CUCAGUUCGGUCGAUUUGUAUGAUAUUGCGGAAUGUUUUUAUUCUGUCGUGUUUGAGUACGCGUUCCGGGUACAGUUUCAGUUCAGAAAUAGUCGCUUUUACUUGUUAUUUUGUAGUUCUUUCUUGUAAAUCAGUGAAUGAUAGUGUCAAUCUUGGUUGAGCAGUGGUUAAUUAUUUGAGAUCUCGUAAAAUUACGAAGAAACUCCCAUCGGUGUGGUUGAAAGAGUGAAUGAGCUGGGGCAAGGUUUUUAGAGAAGUGAUUUCGCAGUAGAAGUAGGAUGAUAGUGAAGAAUUAUUAAGUGAUUUUGCGUGAAAGUGUAUACCCUUCCAUACCCAAUUAAUCAGUUCAGUCUCAGUGUCGAAGUGUUGUGAAGAAUGGCCGAAGAAAUCCUGCAAGAAGUUUUGGCAGCCAAGCUAGGAUCUGCCGAAGAGUUUCCCAGGUGGUUUCUGCAGCUUUUCGAGCGGAGCGAUCCACGGCGCUGCACGAUCGAGGAGUUUGCCGUACACUUUUUGGGACUCGUUAGAUCGCAAACGGAGGAUUUCACCAAAUGCCCUCCAUCGGUAUGCGAUACCCCGAAGAAAGUUCUCCCAGCAACAGCAGCAGCGAGCAGCGCUCGCAAUAGGAAGCUGUCAAUCACAUCCACAACCGAUCCGACCUGCACCGACGCCAACGCCGGUGUCAACAAUGUACCCAUAUCGCAAUCAAUUUCCAUGACAGCACCGCAUGAAACAACGACGACGACGAAGGGAACAUCUCAAUUACUGAUGACGUCCGGCUGUCUGAAAGGCGAUACGGGUGGGACCACCGAUGAUAGUAGUGGUCGGGAAGGACACGCAACCGGAAGCCGCUCCCUACCGGGACGAUCGAUCUCGCGUGAUUUAUUCGAUGGAUCCACGGCGUCAACGACCGCGGAAGAUGAUUUUCAGGCGGGAUUUCGAAAGCUUGACCACGAUGCAAAGUCGGUUGCAUCUGCUGCUGUUGUUGUACCAGCAGGUGAAGGAUGCAAUCAAUCGCAGUCCAUAGCCGCAGCAUCGGCAGCUGCUACACAAUCGGAGCGGCCAGCUGCAGUCGGAUCGUUUACCGACGAUGCUGUUUCAUCAUCGUCAGCUGGACUGGGUGAUAUCACCAGACGCAGUUACGAAAGAAUUGAAAACGAAACUACCACUGCCACGUCUUUCAUCGACGCACCAUUUAGUCCCAUCAACAAUUUACUGCCAGACAAAGGAGACUUCCCUACCAGUAAUACUCCCAACCGAAGCCAAAAUGCCAAACCUCCUUUGCAUGAACUCAACACCAGCACUCCAAUCGUCAAUCCUGGCCAUCGGUCCGGUAAAGGUUCACGUAACUCUUGGACCAUGGAUUGCUCAACGCCCAACACUACCAGCAACGUUCCACCGGUGACGGGUAACGGUUCACGCUAUGACUCACGCCGCAGUCACGAUCGAUCCUUUGGCAGCAACACCAACACGAGCCGCCAGACUAGCUCACCUUGCCUGGCUGACUUCAUUACCCAUUCGUCGUUAAAAUCGAAAUCGCGAAAAUCAACAGCGAAUAACAGUAAAGAUACUAGCGGCAAAGUGAACUCGCUCUUCUUGGAGAAUGACUUUCCGGGGCUGCAAGCCUCGAUGCAGUCGUCGACCCCCGGAAAUGAGCAGCUAAAUCGAAGCAAAAAACGUGUUACGCCGAUCACGGUCAGUAAGACACUCACUAGUCGAUUAGGGGCAUCCAGUUUUGAGCUAGAUAAUUCCGUCAGUCCAGUGGAAGGAAAGUCCAAGCGUAGAAUUGCUCCAACCAUCCUCAGCAGGUCGUCUUCCAACAGACAUGAGUUCAACAGUUCUUCCUUCAAGUCGGAUAAUAAUCUGAUUAACCUAACCGAAGACAGUUUGGAGCUGGACCUUUCUGAGAAGGACGAACGUGGUUUGCUGCGGAAUUACAAAGACAUUAUUAAGAGCAACUUCGAAAACGUUGAAGAGCAGAACCCAGACACGAGCAAAAAGCUUCACGCUGCCCUCCGAAACACAAUCAACACGCCUCGAAUAAUGUCCGAAUGUUUGAAUGUGCCACCCAUUCGAAUCGAUUUGAGUCGCGUAACCCAACCGGUGCCAAUCAAUCGCAUGGUAGAUGUUUACACGCUCCUUAUCGACCUUAACCUUACGCCAAACAUCCUGUCGGAGCUAUCGUAUUUGAUCAAUUUAAUUAACACCGAAUUCGAUCCAUUCGAUUCCGCAUUGGUUGCCGUCGAAAUUGACUACACCAAACCCACUCACGUUGAAAUCGAUUACCAGAACCUGUUGAAGAAUCUCAACAAUUGCGUGUACUUUGCGAUGGAAGUACUGAACCGCCAGAAAGCCCUUCUAGCACUACUCGACAGCACCACGCUCAAGGUGCUUAUCGAAAACGAGCGAAUCUGUAACCUGAACCAAUAUCUUCACGGUUAUCUGAAAGAAAUUCACGGACAGAAGCUUCAACUGGAUAGCAAUGGACAGAAGCUGCUGGAUGCGUCGGCAAAAUUGUCGAAUGUUUCUUUUGGCAGCAAUGUACUCUACCAGCAGGAGGCGGACACUAAGGAACAUUUUCCUUCGGAUAAGGAAUUCGGUGCCUUCAAGAAGCAACGGGAUGCAUUCUGUACGAUCUAUAGGACGUGGGAUUUCAAACAUCUGAACCCAACGUGGAACUUUUUGGCGGAGCUCGGUGCGAAGGUACGCUCGCUGCUAGCCAUCAUGGAGCACCCGAUCAAUAUGGCUCACCUGGCGAAGCUCUUCACGGCACAGCUUGUGCAAUCCUGCAACUUUGACAACGCUACAUCGGAGCUGGCGAUGGACCUGCCGAAUGUGGACCCAGCCAAGUUGGUGAAGCUGAGACAGCGCUUGGUGGCUCCGAGCCAGUUUUCCACCCAGUACCUUUUCCCUGGAAGUCAGGCGUUUUUCCGCGACUUCAUAAUCGCCAGUGAAUCCAAUCACACAUUCACCGAGCAGCUGAAGGCCGUGCUGAUCUAUGAGCUGCUCGAAAUGAACGGAUCAUCGUAUGAGGUGCUCAAUGUGUCCAGCUCGGACAAUCAGCACGAUUGCGAGUAUGUGGUACGGCCGGAAUCGACGACGACGAUGCGUGUCCUGGCGAAAUUCAUCGGCUACAUCAUCUCAAGGCCAUUCAACUACGAUAGCUACCGGAACACCACGGUCGACAAUCGGCAGAUCGAGCUGCGGAAUACGCUCCUGCCUCUGUUCGAUGUGAAAUCGAUUUUGCUGAAAGCCAUAGCGGAACGGAAGCUUAUUAUCACCGUACCUUGGUUGGUUCAAUAUUUGGCCAUGCUUGAUGGUAUUAGUCUGCGCUUGGUCUACUACAAGGAGCUGUUCGAACUGCUGUAUGAGCUGUACCUGAGGACGAAUGCGUACGAGGUAGAAUCGGAGAAGAGACUGCUGGUGACACCCACAUCCAAGUUCAUCAUACGAGCUUGUUUGGGUUGGCUGUUAGAACAUCCCAAUAUCCCGGAGGAAUAUCUCAGCUACCGUCAAGAGAGGCGGUCUUUUCUAUCGGUUGAUGAAAAACUAUACCACUAUAAGAAGAUUGAACUGCUUGUUGAGAAAAAUACUGCGGAAGAAAUGGAAAUUAACAAAGCUUUGAUCUUGACAAAAGUGGACGAGCACGUGGGAGGUGUUCUGAAAUGCGAAGUCAAACCAGCGAAUGAUUUGCCUAACGAUCCCAAGGCACUAGUUAGACCUAACGUAAAGACGACCAAAAAUGAAAGCCUUUCACUAAACCCUCUUCUCGAAAGCAUCCUAAACGCAGCCUGUCCAUUUCUCGCUGACUUCCGCGUUUCAAUGAUGCCAUCAAAAGUCGAAAAAACCGUCUCUCGAUCCGGACGGUACCGGCACAUAACAACGAAAUACUCAGGAUCAUCCACCAUAGCUGCCCAUCAGAAAACGACAAACAACCAACACCGACUGCUGGAAGCCUUCCUCCAAUCCCAGAGCCUGUCCGUUCGCCGAACAGUUGAAUUUGUCAUCGAACGAGCAUCGUCGGCAGCCAUCAAGGACUUUCAGGUGGCCCACCUUCUCCCGGAACGCAAGAAAAUCACGGAACAGAUUGCCACCAUACAGGCGGAAUCUAUUCCCCAAGCAACCAAGAUAAUUUACAUGAUGUGCUCAACGGCACUCGCCGACAUCAAUGCCAGAUGGGACGAGACAAUCCCACCCAUGCUUGCCAGGCGAAUCAAGGACGGAUUUGAUGCAUUGCUCCCGAGCGAGACCCUCGAGCCUGUGAAGCGAACGUGCAUCAAUCUUGCUCUGGAACGGUGCCUUGCCAGCACAAACGAAUGGCGUCAGACGCAUAUGUACGAAAUAGAUUUAUUCUGCAAGGACAUCCCGGGGGAAGCUGCAAAAACUCUCAGGGAACUAUCCGGCAAACAAUCGCUUCCAAUGACACCGCUAACUGUAACGCUGGGACGAGUGCAUCACACCAUUGUGUACGAGCAGCUUCAGAGCUUGAUUCACGCUGCCAGUUCAUAUCCGGGCGAGCUUAUUCCGGAAGAAUUAACCAAAUUCCUUGCUCUCGUGUUGACAUACCUGGAUGAACAGGAUACCACCCAAACGAUGAACAGAACGUUAGCAUACAUGCUGCUGCAGCUGGCAUUACUGAUAGUGAUCAACCGGUGUGAUUUAAUUGUACCAGAGCUAGUACAAAUGUUGCUGUCGGUGUGGCAGCACCGGAAAUUGAGUGAGUUUUGCGUCAUUCCCGAACCGUCAGGCGAAGUCAAUGAAGAGGAUGAAAUUGCUAAGCUGGUGGAUACCGAACGAUCCAUCGUGGAUGAAGAGGAUAUUAUGCGAAUCAGAGAGCGAAAGCAGCAGGAAGAUGCCAACUACAUCUUCGCAACGCUGGUGAGCAACCGUUGCAUCCGGAUGAUGGCGGCCCGGGGUGCGGACGACGUGUUUGCAUGCUUUGCUAAUUUCAUCAACAGUUUGGUUGACUGUAAUCUGAUCAGCAUCCGGCGAUUGAACGAGCAGUUCGUGAAAAUUUUCAACGAAAGCUGGCAGCAGCAAACCCUGGAGCGCGUCUCACGGCUGAUGGAUGCCGUUCUGCGCGGUGGCAAUCACUCUCAACUGCCGGCACAAGGACUACACACGGGACGGACAGCCACCGGUGCGGACGAUUCGCACUCACAACUGUUCCUGGAAAUGCUCUCUGACUUGGCACGGGAUAUCGAGGACUUUUGAUGGUUAACGUUCCAGCAUCACCCACCACCAGUGCCAUCGCUGUCGCCAAGAAGAGAGGUUCAGGUUAGUUGGGCUGGGUGACACACUCGUUAAAGCACCACUGAAGUGUGGCUGUUAAAGGAACUACACAUGGACUCUCGGGAUGCUGAUGGUUUUGAGCGUGGAGUAUUCACGCUAAUCUAUGACUUAUAUUUUUGUUUAACAAGUUCAUGUUAUUCAUUUUUUCAUCGUAUUUUUAGCACA